Neoarius graeffei (lesser salmon catfish) is the source of this 1851-nucleotide messenger RNA. RefSeq names its product adenosylhomocysteinase like 2a (gene ahcyl2a). The record is from RefSeq and is a predicted model, not a curated record. The coding region runs from base 1 to 1851 and encodes 616 amino acids. The transcript is spliced from 16 exons. Gene Ontology annotation, cellular component: cytosol. Lineage: Eukaryota; Metazoa; Chordata; Actinopteri; Siluriformes; Ariidae. Gene Ontology annotation, biological process: L-methionine cycle.
AUGGCCUGUGUUUUUCCAUUUAAUUUUCAUGACGUGAGUGUUUAUGUACUGUACAUACAUCCCAUAGUCCUACAAAGUAAGAAGACAGCACAUCACUGUUCAUUUAGCAACAAAAGUGCUUUACAGUCAGACAGCAAAGUAGACGCCAUGUCCAAGAACAGCUCACAGCUUGGUCCAUCAGCUCCACUGAACACACUCAAUAACGGAUUAGAAAAUGGCAAUGUCGAUAUCGAGUCCUUUGCUAAUCAAAGGGCUGCUAAUGGCGAUCCAGCUUCCAUACCUUCAGUCAUUACUCAAUUGUUGCAGAUGCUGGAAGCAACAAAGGCUCGUCAUUCAGCGAACUUGCACACCACUGAAGAAUCAUCUCCAUUGAGUGACAGGACUGUCAGUGAGGACCCAAGUACAGACACAGUCCCUGAGCAGCCUCAGGAGUUCAGUACGAGACUCACUAAGAUGGGCUGCUGCUCGGUGCCCAACUCAUCGACCUCUGCUAACGGCCGGAGCUCAGUGAGCUCUGAAGAUGAGACUUCGCCUCGAGACAAAAAGCAGAAAAACUCUAAAGGAAGUAAUGACUUCUGUGUUAAGGACAUCCAUCAGGCUUCGUCUGGUCGCAGAGAAAUAGAAAUAGCAGAGCAAGACAUGCCAGCGCUGAUGAUGCUAAGAAAGGCAGGCCAGGGAGAGAGGCCACUAACAGGGGCGAAAAUAGUGGGCUGUGUCCAUAUCACAGUACACAUGGCUGUCCUGAUCGAGACGCUGUCUGCACUGGGUGCUGAGUGUCGGUGGACUUCUUGUAAUACCUACUCCAUCCAGAAUAAAGUCGCUGCAGCUCUUGCGGAGGCCGGUGUCCCUGUAUUCGCAUGGAAAAGGGAGUCUGAGGAUGAAUACUUCUGGUGUAUAGACAGUUGUGUUAAUGUAAAAGGCUGGGAGCCAAACAUGAUUCUUGACGAUGGAGGAGACAUGACGGACUGGAUCUAUAAGAACUACCCGCAGCUCUUCCAGAGCAUCAAGGGGAUUGUUGAAGAGAGUGUGACUGGUGUUCACAGGUUAUAUGAAAUGUAUAAGACUGGGAAGCUUUGUUGCCCAGCAAUAAACUCCAAUGAGUCCGUGAUAAAGCAAAAGUUUGACAACUUUUAUUACUGCAAGGAGUCAAUCGUGCAGGGUUUGAAGAGGACCAUGGCUCUUACUUUGGGUGGGAAGCAGGUGGUUAUCUGUGGAUAUGGAGAGGUGGGAAAAGGCUGCUGUGUUGCUCUGAAAGGGAUGAACGCUGUUGUAUAUGUAACAGAGAUCGACCCUGUUUGUGCACUACAGGCCUGCAUGGAUGGUUUUAAACUGGUCAGACUGAAUGAAGUCAUCAGAGUGGUGGACGUAGUUAUCACCUGCACCGGAAAUAAAAAUGUGGUAACACGAGAGCACAUGGAUCAGAUGAAGAAUGGCUGUAUUGUGUGUAACAUGGGCCACUCCAAUACAGAGAUUGAUGUGGCCAGUCUGAUGACACCAGAGCUGACUUGGCAGCGUGUAAGAAUGCAUGUGGAUCACAUCAUCUGGCCAGGAGGCAAAACCAUAGUGCUACUGGCAGAGGGUCGGCUGCUUAACCUGAGCUGCUCUGCUGUGCCUGUUUUUGUGUUGUCCAUUACAGAAACAACUCAGGCUUUGGCAUUGAUUGAGCUGUUUAAUGCACCUGAGGGACAUUAUAAACGAAACAUUUACUCAUUUCCUAAAAAGAUAGAUGAGUAUGUAGCACUUCUGCACCUCCAGAGCUUUGAUGCACAUCUAACCGAACUUACAGAUGAGCAGGCCAAGUACCUGGGUGUGAACAAGAACGGCCCCUUUAAGCCAAACUAUUACAGGUAA